AGCGCUCCUUCUCUCCGCUCCUCUGACGCUGGAACAUCCUGGACGCGAAGAGGACUCAAACAGGCGGAAUUAAUUCACACAAACGCACCGAGAGAGAGAGAGAGAGAGAGAGAGAGAGAGAGAGAGAGAGAGAGAGAGAGAGAGAGAGAGAGAGAGAGAGAGAGAGAGAGAGAGAGAGAGAGAGAGAGAGAGAGAGAGAGAGAGAGAGGCAGAGAAAGGAAAAGAAAAGCGAGAAGGAAGGAAUAUUUAGAAACGGAACAAGUGGAAGGAAUACAACUUGUAGAUCACUGGAAGUUUUGACGUGAUGGGGAUUUUCGCUGUUGUGCUCCUGCUGGUUCACGCCUCGGUGGUGUCCAGACUGGCCAGCGGUGCCGCAGUUGACAGGUAUGAAAGCGACAGGCAGCGGCACACAGCUGUGUUCAACUUGGACACGACCAAAAACAGGAGGGUGGAGGAGGAGAACGUGAGUGCGACGACAGCGGAGUAUGGUCAGAAAGGCGUGGAGGAGGAUUACAGGGAUUAUUUCUAUGAAGACGAGUAUGAAGAUGGCAUGUCUGGAGACUAUGUGGAGUUGCCAAGAAUUGCCAUGGUAAGCAAACCCAACAAUCCGUCUUCCAUCCUGGAGACAGAAAGCACAGAAGGACAGAAAAGGAGAGGGAGGGGAAGAAAGAGUGGGAAGGGAAAGGGAAGGAAGAGGAAUCCUUGCCUGAGGAAGUACAAAGAUUUCUGCAUUCACGGCACCUGCCAGUACCUGAGGGACAUCCGCGCCCCAUCCUGUGUGUGCCACGUAAGCUACUCUGGGGAAAGGUGUCAGUUUUUCACGUUGUCCCUGGGGAAGCCCCAGGAGGGCUACAACCGGAGCACGGCUCUGGCCGUGGUGGCGGUGGUGCUGUCGUCCGUCUGCCUCACCAUCAUCGGCCUUUUGUUGUUGCUUAGGUUUCACAAGCGGGGAGCGUAUGAUGUAGAGAAUGAAGAGAAGGUCAAACUAGGGUUAGCGUCCAACCACUGAGGAGACAAAGAGAGGCAAAGAUGUGGAAAUUCUACCUCAAAAUAGAAAAAGAGAAGUGAACUGCAAAAGGAAGGUCCUGGAGGGAAAAGGAUCGUACACGAAGAAGGGAACCAAGGCCGUUUUCUGCCUUGACCCCCUGCUAGACGUUCAGAUGAAAAAUGGGCAGGUGAACAUAUUCCUGAAGGCCUCAGAAGAAGUCGGCCCACCUGAAACUGGAAUACUAACGGCCCAGAAGAUGGACUGGAGAUGUGACGAGCCGUAGGUGAUGAGCACGAAGGAACGAGGAGAAGAAGAAGGAACAUGUCUAGACUCUGUGCUGCUUCUCGACUGUGUGAAAAGAGGUCGUUUUUGGACGGAACUGAACAAGAUUUUUUAACAAAAGCAUUUUGUAUUUUCCUGCACAAGUCCAUCUUUUUUUUUUUUUUUGUGUACAGUAAACCGUAUAUUUAUAAUUUUAAUUUAUUUAUUUAAACUAACUGUAUUUAUAGAGAUUUUAACCACCUACAACCGUUUUUAAAAUAAUGAUGUUACAGUUGUUUUUAUAUUUCUUAUUGGACGUUAUUUAUUUAUGAAACAGAAAAGCAAACAAUGCUGAAAGCUCAUUGACAGAUUCAGUAUUUCAUGAAAAGGGAUUCGAUGCGUAACUAUCUGAUUUCUGGCGUUAUUAAUUUCGGCACUUAGUAGACGAUCAAUAGCACUGUGAUUAAUAGAUUGGUCAUGAAUAGACAUGAUCGUUUUUUUAAAUUAUUCGGGCUAGUUUCAUUGAGAGCAACGCUCUGCUUGUACUCCCAUUGUUACGAAAAUUCACACCUGGAAGCUGCCCAGUGCAACCAGUUUGAUUUGUAAGCCACUCGGCAGCUCGUGGCCUUGCUCAAAGGCACAACGGUGGUGGUAAUGGGGCUGCUCUUACUCCCAAAUUUGUCCUACAGGUUUGGGGAUCUUUUUGCCGCUUUAGGGUGAGUCUUCUGCCUCAGUGUUAUAAGAUCAGAUCAAUGCCUGUCAUCACGAUACAUCGCACUGGCUGUGUAUUUAUUAAAGCCAACAAAAAAACUGCCCUCAGCAACUGUAUUAUUAAGAAGCGUUCAAAAGCGAGUCAAAUAUCAAAUACACUGCAACAAGAAUUUGGUAAAAACAUGUUGUCAUGUGGUCUUACCGUCAUUAGAGGAAUAAAUCAUUCAGAUCCAUGUUGGGCUGUCAUGUAAAAGAGAACAUAAAAUGUGAAUUACAGUGUUCCACUCUUUGAAAUCCUGUCCUGCAGUUUUGAAGUGAUUUUUAUUUAUGUGAUUUUUUUCUUCUUUUUCAGAGCGAAAUAAAAAAAGACUCAAAAAGA
Cyclopterus lumpus (lumpfish) is the source of this 2339-nucleotide messenger RNA. RefSeq names its product heparin-binding EGF-like growth factor a (gene hbegfa). NCBI's taxonomy places the organism in Eukaryota, Metazoa, Chordata, Actinopteri, Perciformes, Cyclopteridae. Gene Ontology annotation, biological process: epidermal growth factor receptor signaling pathway; positive regulation of mitotic nuclear division; positive regulation of cell population proliferation. The coding region runs from base 305 to 1009 and encodes 234 amino acids. The transcript is spliced from 6 exons. The record is from RefSeq and is a predicted model, not a curated record.